GGUUAGAUCUGCCAUGCGUAAAACUUGCCUCUAUUUGUCUCAAUCGCCGUGACGUUCAUUUUGAGUCAAUUUAGGUUCAUAUUAUCAAUACAUAUCCUGGAGGUAAAUGCAGGAGGUGCUUUCACGUUUCAUCAUCAUAAUCCCAACCCCUUCAGGUAGAUAAGCCUAGGUGUAUAAGUGAAGAAGAGUUUGAGGAAGUUCCAGCCAGAACACAGACAAUUACAAAGACAGAAUGGCCUGCAUUUAUGGCGAUGUUACAAAGAUCGAAGCAAGUGGUGCGUCAGAAAAAACCGCUAAACAGGACGGCCUGAGUGUGCGAGGGGUGGAGGCCUCCGAAAAGCUGGCACAGAAUGAUCUGAGCAGAAUGAACGAGUAUAAAGAUGUCAUCAUUAAGGUGGGGCAGGCUCAGCAAAUGGACCCAGCUGUGAUCGCUGCUAUAAUUUCCCGCGAGUCUAGGGCAGGGUCACCAGGAGUUCUGAAAAACGGCUGGGGCGACCAUGGCAAUGGCUUUGGACUCAUGCAGGUUGACAAACGAUACCACGAGCUACAGGGCGAGUGGAAUAGUGAGCAGCACAUCAGUCAAGGCACUGCAAUUCUGACUGGGUUUGUCAAGCAGAUCCAGAAAAAAUUCCCAGCCUGGUCCAAGGAACAACAAUUCAAAGGUGGAAUAUCAGCCUACAAUGCUGGAGUUAGGAAUGUCCAGACUUAUGAGAGAAUGGACAUCGGCACCACCGGGGAUGACUACGCUAACGAUGUAGCCGUCAGAGCGCAGUGGUUCAAGAAGAAUGGUUUUUGAAAAAUAAAAUAAAUACAACGAUUAAAAAGAAUGAGGUGAAUUAUUGUAAAUCAUCUUUAUAAAUAAACUAUGGACUCCA
Conger conger (European conger) is the source of this 875-nucleotide messenger RNA. RefSeq names its product lysozyme g-like 1 (gene lygl1). NCBI's taxonomy places the organism in Eukaryota, Metazoa, Chordata, Actinopteri, Anguilliformes, Congridae. Gene Ontology annotation, molecular function: lysozyme activity. Bases 233 to 796 code for a protein of 187 amino acids. Gene Ontology annotation, cellular component: extracellular region. Gene Ontology annotation, biological process: defense response to Gram-positive bacterium; peptidoglycan catabolic process. The transcript has 6 exons. The record is from RefSeq and is a predicted model, not a curated record.